Molecule: messenger RNA, 2172 nt
Organism: Arctia plantaginis
Lineage: Eukaryota; Metazoa; Arthropoda; Insecta; Lepidoptera; Erebidae
Source: the annotation of a GenBank genome assembly
AUGGCAUUAUCUGUUUGCCAAGUUUUGUUAGUGUUUUUUAGUUUAUAUACCUCUAUUCGCUCAGAAAGGUUAUCAGAACAAAUAUAUUCAUCAAUAGAAGGAGGUGCAGCAUGUUUUCGACGUCUAAAUGGAACACACCAAGCAGGAUGCUCAUCUGCUAUUAAUGGUGCUGUGGGUGUCGUUCAGAUGAUCAGAGAUAUUAGUGAUGCACAAUGGAUUAUACAAAACUCUACAGUGGGACCACACAUGGCUAUAGUUAACACUGCUCUGUUUAACGAUGUCAUUGAGUUGUUUAUGGAACAGCCUUCUCAUGUUGCUGGAGUGCUUUUGUAUGAUGUAAACAGUACUACAUCUUUUACACCAGAAACAAAAUGCCCAAAUGAAUAUUAUUCAGCUGAAGAAAGUACUUGUUCAUCUUCUGGAGCAGGAGUUGUAUGGAAUGCUAAGGGAACUGGCCUCUUGAGACGAGAUAUUCCUUUUCCAAUAUUUUAUUUACCUCAGUCAAGAUUUGAUGAAAUAACCAAAAUUGAACAGUGCUAUGACAGAUUUAAUAUGAAUAAAAACGAUCUAGAUAAUAGACCCCUUUGUGCUUUACAACUGAGUACCUUUAUGUAUGCCGCAGUGAACAGUGAAGUAUGUCUAAGAAGGUCGGCUUCUUCCUCUCUACUGACAGCCGCAAAAGUCUGUGAUCCUUUGGGUGGUCACAAUGUGUACUACUCCCUUUUUCCCAGGACAGAGGAUGAAAAGAAAUCAAAACCAGUAACUUUGGUAACUGCUAGAAUAGACACAGCAUCUUUAUUUGAUGGUGUUUCUCCUGGCGCUGCGAGUUCUGUUGUUGGAAUGGUAACUCUGUUGACAGCAGCUACAACUCUGUCACAGUUGAUCUCUGUUAAAGAUGGACAGUUAUACGAUCAAAAUGUUCUGUGGACCCUGUUCAACGGGGAGAGUUUUGAUUACAUUGGGUCUCAGAGAGUGGCGUACGACAUCAGCAAAGGUAGUUGGCCGGCUGCUGCACCUCUUGCACCGGAAGAUAUUCGUCUCCACGUUGAGCUAGGACAGAUCGGAGGCUCACUGGCGAAUGCAAACAAUGACAGCUCCUGGAAUUUCCAAGCCUUUGUACCUUACAAAGAUAGCAGUGAUAUGCCUGUUGAGGCCAUAGAAUUUAUCAACGAGAUGUCCAAUAACACGAAUAAGUUGAAAAUGAAUGUAUUCCCGGAAUUCACAACAAACUUACCGCCUUCGUCGUUGCAUUCGUUUCGCCGUAUUCUGAAAAAUGUCACAAAGAGUGGAGAAUUGCCAGAGUUGUUGCUUGCAGAUCACAAAUAUGCAUUCAAUAAUAUGUUCUAUAACUCCGCUCUUGAUGAAUUUAAUAAGAUUAAUUUCAAAUACCACAACCUCACUGUGGACAGAAACGGGACAUUUAUACCUACUGACGACCUCUUGGCCAAUGGAACAAUGACGGAGUUCGAACCUCAAGUUAAAAUUGCCCGGCUUGCAACUGCUUUAGCUCGAACUUUGUAUCAAAGAGUUGCUGGAAAACAGUACACAGGCAACGUGUCAGCCUCGGCACAUUUAGUUGAUGAGAUGCUAUACUGCUUCUUACAAAGUCAAGCAUGCCGUCUACUAAUGGCGUCGGACCACAUGUCGAGCAGCGGUUCAGAAGAGAAGCCACCUGAAGAACCAGCACCUUUGUAUGUGGGAGUUUCGACGGGUGUUUCCAUUCCCCCUAUAUUCGCGGGACAUUUGCUAGCACUGCUGACUGGAAUCCAUCACGCGGUAAACCGAAGUAGAUGUGAUGAACUUGACGAACCGGGCUUUGCAUAUUUUUGGCUGAGAGGUUGGAACCACAGCGGAGUGUGUAUCCAGACGACUAUGAAUAUAAGCGAUGCUGUCAGUCCUGCUUUCAUUAUUGAAGACUACGACUUGAGGUCGGGAGAGUACUCGACGUGGACGGAGUCGGUGUGGCUAACGCUGUCGGCGCGCGUGUUCGUGCGCGCUAGCGGCGCGGGAGCGCAGCUGGCCACGAUGGCUGGCGCCGCCACCACGCUGCUGGCCGCCGCGCUCACCUACUGGCUGCAGAGGCACGCUGCACGAGUCUUCGCCGACGCGCCUGCACGCUCUAUCGUCAACGACGACGCCGCUUCUGGCAUAUUGAGGACAGUUAAUUGUUAA